GUUUUUGUGUUAUGUUAAACCAGGUUGUUUUUCAAUAAUAGAAAUAUACAUAUACCAAUUUAUUGUCUUGAAUUAAGUUUAAAAUGUCAAGAAUACCAACCUUAGGAACGGAAAAUCAAUACGGGGAAAAGGUGGACAAAUGUAUAGUGGAUCUUGGAAUUAAAACCGGAUCUGGUGUUCUAGUUGGUGGACUUUUCUCUUUACUCUUUAAAAGAAGGACUUGGCCCAUUACACUAGGAGCUGGGAUUGGAAUUGGAAUGUCUUACACAACUUGUCAAAAUAGAUUCAAAAAUUUUAUCAACAACAAAUUAGAAUCACAGAAUUCUGCCGCAUCUUCUGAAGAAGUUACAACAACUGUCGACCCCGCCCCUGACACGCCCACUCAAAGUGAACAGUCAGACAGUGGAUCAGCGUGACAAUGGAUCUUAUAUUCCUGACAAUGGAUAUCUUAUAUAUAAACUUGCGAAAAAUAUCAGCACGAACCUAUCAGCAAAAUUUUAUUAUGAUGUCACUGUAACAAUGUGCAACUAAAAUAGAACUAGGGAAAAUGUUUUAAAAGGUAAUUUUACAGUUGAAACACAACUAAUCAUACUCUAUGAACUGCAUCGAUGGAUUUUAUCGGUGUUAAACAAUUAUACUGGGCAAUAAUAUCGCUUUUUCAGUUUAUCGAUAAUAAAAAUUGUUAUAUGCAU
Messenger RNA from Ciona intestinalis (vase tunicate), 692 nucleotides. Its product is annotated as MICOS complex subunit Mic10-like. Lineage: Eukaryota; Metazoa; Chordata; Ascidiacea; Phlebobranchia; Cionidae. Gene Ontology annotation, cellular component: MICOS complex; mitochondrion; mitochondrial inner membrane. The record is from RefSeq and is a predicted model, not a curated record.